CUGCGGGCGUUGGUCUCAGACGAGUCGUUGAGCUGCUCGGGAGCGGUCGUGUUUGCUGUUGCGCUCGCUUGGUACGCUUUGUGUUCCGCCGCUGUGCGCACCGGAAGGAUGGCCCACAAGCAGAUUUACUACUCCGACAAGUACUUUGACGAGCACUACGAGUACCGGCAUGUCAUGUUACCCAGAGAACUCUCUAAACAAGUACCUAAGACCCAUCUCAUGUCUGAAGAGGAGUGGAGGAGACUUGGUGUCCAACAGAGUCUGGGAUGGGUUCAUUACAUGAUUCAUGAGCCAGAACCGCACAUUCUUCUCUUUAGACGACCUCUUCCAAAAGAACAACAAAAAUGAAGUACAUCUGGGAUCCUCAAAUCUUUUUCCAUUUGAAUGUACAUGUGUGUGUAUAUAAGGGUGUAGUAUUCAGUGAAUACUUGACAAAUGUACAAAUGAUUCAUCCAUACCUGUGCAUGAGCUGUAUUCUUCACAGCAACAGAGCUCAGUAAAUGCAACUGCAAGUAGGUUAUUGUAAUGUGUUUAAGAUAGUUUCUAGUCAGUUUUUCUCUUAAUAUAAGUGCCUGUUUGACUUUACCUGUUACUUUUGUUAAAUAAAGUUUGUAUGUUGCAUUUA
Messenger RNA from Jaculus jaculus (lesser Egyptian jerboa), 625 nucleotides. It is a transcript of the gene Cks2, whose product is annotated as CDC28 protein kinase regulatory subunit 2. Gene Ontology annotation, biological process: regulation of mitotic cell cycle. Gene Ontology annotation, molecular function: histone binding; cyclin-dependent protein serine/threonine kinase activator activity; protein kinase binding. The transcript is spliced from 3 exons. Lineage: Eukaryota; Metazoa; Chordata; Mammalia; Rodentia; Dipodidae. Gene Ontology annotation, cellular component: cyclin-dependent protein kinase holoenzyme complex; SCF ubiquitin ligase complex. The record is from RefSeq and is a predicted model, not a curated record. The coding region runs from base 109 to 348 and encodes 79 amino acids.